AUGGCGUCUCCGCAACAGUCCAGAAUUCAGACGUAUCUGGAGAAGAACAAGAUCGGACCCCUGUUUGAGGAGCUGAUGACCAAAUUGAUAACAGAGACUCCAGACCAUCCAAUCCCCUUUCUUAUUGAUCAUCUGCAGACCAAACUAGACAGUCACGGCAAGCUGCACCGCGCCCUCUCCGGCUCCGCUGCUCUGUGGGCCCAGAGCUCUCCAGAAUAUAAACACGCUCGACGGGAGUACAGCAGCUAUGAGAAGCCAUGGCAAAUCCAUCCCACAAAGCCCAAGAAAUCAAAGAGUGACCUGGCUGUGUCCAACAUCUCUCCGCCAUCUCCAGAGUCCAAGUCUUUGCCGCGGUCCAUCGAAUGUCCAGCCUGGGACUGGAGAGAGAGCCGGGACUUCGACGAGCUCAGCCACAUCCUGCAGGAGAGCCGGAAGCUGGGAAAGGCCCUGGAAAGCCUCUCACGCAGUAUUGCCAUAACGGACGAGCUUGAUCAGAAUUUGGGAGGCUACAACUCCUUGCUGCGGCCCCGUGUAGUUGGGGAGUGGAUGGGUCGUGCUGAGGUGGACCCGGACCCCCUGGCUGAGGAGAUGCUGCGGCCUCCAAACCCCCGCAUCAAAGCUGCUCUGUGCUGGAGCAGCAACAACAGUCUCUCUGGCAGCCUCAUCAUGGAGGGGAAGAACAAAGGGCUGAAGGAGCAGCAGCAGCAGCAUAAGAAAGUGUUGGCGUCCAUGUUGUCCCAGGACUCGUUCGACUCAAUCCACAGCCCCGCACCGUCGCUCGUGGAGGAGGAGAUGGAGGAUGAAGACGACGCCAUGGAACUUCUAGAGGACCUGGACGACCUGCGCAUGGAGGGCGUCACGGUGCUGGCUCUGACCGGGAGCAAGUUCAGUCAGGGUCGGAGCUCGUAUCAGGCAGAACCACAGGCCAAAGUCACUCUCAACAUCUGCUCCAGGUGUGCCAGGCUCCAGGGAGACUCUUUAUCCGACAAAUCUGAGGAGGAUCACCGGGCUCACGUAUUGGAACAAGCUGUACCUGACAUCUCCUCCCCAUUGCCGCGGGUGAAGUCUGCGACGGGACGGGUGCAGGAAUGCGAGUCGUCAUCUCAUGUAUCUACCUCUCGUCAGGCAGUCUGGGAGGCUGAUCUGAAGCCUGUCAGAGGUGGCACUUCGCUGGGACAAACGGGCCUGCUACUGGGCGACUCCCUCUUCUCCAAAGAGUUGGAGAACAUGGGCAAGCAGUUAGCCGAAGUUGAGAAGGACCUGGCUAAACUCGCAGAGGCGGGAAAGAUGACCACACGCAGCGCCAACAACCCUCACAGUAGCUCCCUGCACCACAGGACCCUCCCGGACACUCUGCCCCUCACCAGCAUCCUGUCUCGGCCCCAGUCUCCUGCUAGCGGCCUCUCCUCCAUGAAGCCCACCCCCGGCCUGGCCUCGCUCAGCUCCAAACCCACCACUCUGACCAUGGGGCGCUCUCCCAGUAACCCCAGCAGCAGGACUCAAACUCCCAGAACUCCCAGCAGCCGACCUCUGACUCCAAAUAGUUUACUGACACGCAGCAGUUUUAACCCUGGGGCACAUAAAGAGGUCACCUUCAGGAGGUCCCGGAGCAGACCUGUGACCCCCACCUGUCAGCCCAUGCGCCCCCGGCCACUGCUCACCCCCCCAGGCCUCAGCACCACCGACAGCCUUGGAGCGAGCCUGCGGGCCUAUCUGUCUGAGGAUGAGUUUUACCAGCAGCUACAGGCCAUCCGGCAGCCCUGGCGUAUCCCCAGUGAUACAGACAGUGACAUCAUGGACCCUCCGGAGCAGGACAGAAGUGGUGCUCAAGACAACAGAUCGGUCUUUUCAGGAAUUGGUGACUGGUGA
Knipowitschia caucasica is the source of this 1869-nucleotide messenger RNA. The record is from the annotation of a GenBank genome assembly. NCBI's taxonomy places the organism in Eukaryota, Metazoa, Chordata, Actinopteri, Gobiiformes, Gobiidae.